Carya illinoinensis is the source of this 1564-nucleotide messenger RNA. RefSeq names its product WAT1-related protein At2g39510-like. Gene Ontology annotation, molecular function: transmembrane transporter activity. The record is from RefSeq and is a predicted model, not a curated record. Gene Ontology annotation, cellular component: plasma membrane. NCBI's taxonomy places the organism in Eukaryota, Viridiplantae, Streptophyta, Magnoliopsida, Fagales, Juglandaceae. Bases 26 to 1198 code for a protein of 390 amino acids. The transcript is spliced from 8 exons.
UGCUCAGUAUAAGCGUAACAGGUCCAUGGAAUCCGUAGCAAAACUGUAUAUCCGGGCGAAGCCAUUUUUGGCAGUAACUUUAUUACAAUCUAUCUAUGCAGGGAUGGAAAUAAUUUUUAAGUUUGCUCUAAACCAGGGGAUGAGCCAACAUGUAGUGAUAGUCUACCGGUAUGCAGUUGCUACUGUUGUCACUGCACCAUUUGCUAUUGUCUUGGAUAGGAAAGUAAGGCCCAAGUUGACCUUCUCUCUCUUUGCUAAGAUCUUUUUUCUCGGUUUAUUGGAGCCUGUAAUCGACCAGAACUUGUACUAUACUGGGGUGAAGUACACUACAGCAACUUUUGGAUCUGCAAUGUGCAAUGUUCUUCCAGCCUUUGCAUUCUUAAUGGCUUGGAUUUGCGGGCUUGAGAAGGUGUCAAUUAGGAGACUGCACAGCCAGGCAAAGAUAUUGGGGACAAUAGUCACAGUCGGGGGAGCAAUGCUUAUGACUCUGUUUUCUGGACCCAUGUUGAAAUUGCCAUGGACAAAUAGAAAUACCCACCAAAAAUUUACGAAUGCUGCAAAUGAGCAAGAUCACAUCAAGGGUGGUCUCAUGGUUAUAGCAGGUUCUGUCUGCUGGUCUGGUUUCAUCAUUCUCCAAGCAAUUACACUGAGAUCAUAUCCCGCAGAGCUUUCCCUUACAGUUUUGAUAUGCUUGAUGGGCACACUGGAAAAUAUCAUAGUUGCAGUUGUAAUUGAACGGGGCAACCCGACGGCCUGGUCGAUCCACCUGGAUACCAAGCUCUUAGCUGCUCUAUACGGCGGCAUAGUUGCUUCAGGAAUUGCAUAUUGCCUUCAAGGAGCGAUAAUAAAGGAAAGGGGACCAAUUUUCGUGACUGCCUUUGGGCCCCUGACUAUGGUUCUUGUAGCAAUUAUGGGUUCGUUCAUUCUAUCCGAGAUGAUAUCCUUGGGAAGGGUUAUUGGAGCAGUUGUGAUUGUUGUUGGCCUAUAUCUGGUUGUAUGGGGCAAGAGCAAAGACGGACACGAACACUUAAUUACGAGUACGUCAGACAGCCCAAAUGUAGCAGAAGUACUAGUAGUACCUACAAAAGCCCAACAUAUGGCUACUACCAAUCACGCCAUAACGUUAACCAGUACGACUUCUUCAAAUCAAGAUCAAAUUGUGGCCAUUGAUCAUCCGUCCCAGAACUCUAGCCUGUAGAAAUAUAUAUAAUUGGGAGUGCUCUUAGAUUAUAAAUAUAAGAACUGUUACAGUGAAAAAAAAAAAAAAGAGGAGGGUGGAGCAAUGAAGGUAGGUCGACCUGAACAAAAGUCCUAGUGAUCCUAAGCUGAAGCUGGCCAACAGAUUGUCUCGGUAGCUGUACGUACGUCUUGAUCGAACUAAAUGCAAUAUUGAAUCAUUGAUAGAUCAUAUAUAUAUCGAAGUUAUGAUCAUGAUCAUCAUGAUGUAUUAAUGGUCAAACCGGAAUUGGAAACGUUUCGGGAUCAAUGUUUAGUCAAACCUUAUUUUAAACGCGUUUCACAGCAACAAUUCAUGAUGACAGAAAUUAAUUUCUCGCGUUUUUAA